Mustela erminea (ermine) is the source of this 2398-nucleotide messenger RNA. RefSeq lists its product as uncharacterized. The record is from RefSeq and is a predicted model, not a curated record. Lineage: Eukaryota; Metazoa; Chordata; Mammalia; Carnivora; Mustelidae. The transcript has 6 exons. Bases 181 to 1254 code for a protein of 357 amino acids.
CCCGGGGACGCCGGCCCCGCCGCUCUGGGCGUCGCUGCGCGCCCGGGCUCGGCGCGCCCGGCCACCAAUGGGAGGGGCGCGCCCGGUGCGCGCGCCCGACGCCGCGGGGUCCCGGCGCGGUCCCCGGGACUGGCGGGGGAGGCAGGCCGAGGGGACGCCGCGCCCAAGCCGCGCCUCUGGAUGGCGACAGAGACGGCCGGGCGCGCCCGCUGCCUGGGCACCACGCGGGGAGGACAGGCCUGGCCAGCGCGAAGUUUGUGGACUUGGGCUGUGUGGCCCGUGGGCCCCACGAGCCCCGACUCCUUUCCGCAGAGGCCUGCGACGCCGGGUCCCAGAGUUUACUAUCGCACAAGGAGGUGUGCAGGUGGGCCUCGGAGAACGAUCAGGAGCCCGACCAGCUUUUGUCCAAGCAAAGAACGUCGGUCAGGCUGGAGCAACUCAUGGAUCUGGAGUGUCUUGGCCAAGUCUGUGCUGGGUCCGGACGACCGUACCGGGAAGAGGAGAGAGAACAGAGCCCGCGGUGCCUGCGGCUUGGAGUCAGAGGGUGGUGGAGAGUCUGGGAGCCGGGGAGGCUGGGCGGGAGAGAGGGCGGCUGGUCAGGGCACUGGCAGGGUGAGGGGAGGACGGGUCACCAGAAGGCACAGCCGGGAGGCCGGCCGGAGGCAGCGGCAGGCGCUGGCGGCUCCCGGGGGGCCGGGCCCAGACCUCGAUGGGAGCUGGGGAUGGGGGAUGAGAGGGGCGCCGAGUUCCGUUGCUAGGAAACAGCGCGGCUCCUGGUCCCAAAGCUGCCAAGUGACAGUCUGUCGUCGUCGACUGGCUGGCUGUGGAGAGUGGCGAGAACCCACAGCACCUUCAACUCUGAGAGCCGAAACACAGGGGUGUGGUCUGUGGCUUUCCUGUUCUCUGCCCUUCCGUACCGGGCAUGGGACAUUGGUCACUGAGGUCAUGGACUGCCAGGCUGACCGAGAGAUUCCUAGCUGGAUGUUAAACUGGGCCCACUGCCGGCCACGAUGCGUCCGUGUGCAGUUUGCAGAGACGCCCCUGAGCCCCGAGAGAUGCAGGAGCAGGGAGGGCGGGAGACCGGACGGCGGCCCCAGAGGUGUAGGAGCCUGCCGGAGACAGGUGCUGGCCAGGUGGGGGCGACAGCGUCCGGGAGGCCACUUCUCCGCAGGCAAGUCGUCUGAGAGGCACGCCUUCACCGUCCGAGGCGUGAGUGUGCGGCAGGAGGACGAGCAGCCAGGAGCCCUCCGCUGACCGGCCAAGCUGUGUGCCCCAGUCCCCGUGUGGAGUCCUCAGCCCAGGACUCAGAGCAGGACUGCACUCGGAGACGGGGUCUCUGCAGAGGAGCUCAGUUGAGAAGAAAGCUUCCUCUGUGUAACAGUCACUUCUGAAGAAAAGGCCAAUUAAAUUGUUCCUAUGGGGCUGUGUCUCCGUUCACGUAAGAAGAAACCGUUUCUGCAGAGCGUUUCCUCCCCAGGACCGGACCUGCGUGCUGAGGAAGAAAGGCCUUUCGUUCAUUCACCGCCGGGGUCGACGGCACGGCGGUCGAGGCCGAGAGGGGACGUCGUGCACGGGCAGGAGCGUGCUCGCGGCGCGUGUGUGUGCGUGUGGCAGCAUGUGUGCGUGCGGGAGCGUGUGACUGUGCUCGUGCGUGGGAGCGUCGUACGCGGAGGGGCUCGGCCACCUCGGGAAGGAUGAGGGGGACCUGCUGUCUGUGGGGAGCAGACCCAGAGAGGGAAAACCAGCGGCCCACGCUUCGUGUGUCCUGUUCCGCAGAAGAACCGAGAACUUGCACAGAUUUCCUUGUUAAAGCUCGUGGACUCACACGCAUUUUUUAUAAAUAGAAGAGACGUACCAGUGAGACACAAGCAUCCAUGCGCAGACACUCGAGCACACGAAGGGACAGGCGCUCCCGGUCACAGUGGGCUCGCUGCCCGGCCCUUUCCUUUCCUCAGAUCCAAUCCCUGGGGGCCUGGUCGUCCCUGGGGCGUCCCGAAACCCCUGCUGUGCUCCUGCGACUCCCGGGUCUGUCCGGGGUCUUCCUGCUUCCUCCUCUUCCCCCUGGGGGCUCCGGCGAGCCGUGGCCCCUGCCAGCCCCCCGACUCCCCACCUCCUCCGCCCCAUGGGUCCCGCCCGCCAGCAGCCCCGGCGUCUCAGGUGAGACCUGUCCCCCUCUGCCCCCCGGAAUCCCCCCCGGAAGCUGGGAAGGGUGUCCGGAGGUGCUCAGAGCCUCCGGGUGCCGCAGCCCUGAAGGCUGCUUCUCCUCAUCACGAGGGAUGUUAUUUUUGUUAAAUACAUCUGCAAAACACAUCUGUUAAUUUUCUGUAUUUGUUUAUCCACAGUAAAAAUCUGAAUUAGUAACCGUUUCACACUGGAGCUCACAAAUAAACAUGCAGCC